AUGAAACUUUUACUCUCCACUCUACUUGUCGUCUUAUCAUUGACAAUUUUAUUGUUGGCGACAACCCAAACUUCUUCUUCAGCGGUUCAUGCGGAAGGAAUUUCCCUUUCGACCUACAUUCCAAAGAAGCACAAGAAACAUGUCGAUCGUUAUGGCAAACACACAAAGAAAGGAAAUGUGGAACAUUAUGUCGAUGUGGAUGGAAAACAUUUGCGUUCGUAUACACCAUUUUCGCAUAAACGUCGACACGAUCAACUAGCAAAGAAAAGACGACAUCAUCACAAGAAGAGAAAACAUCAUGCCAAACGUCAUCAUAAGAAACACUUUGGAAAGAAGAGAAAACAUUCAUCACACAAAAGAACAAGACACCACUCUCAUGGAAAGAAGAGAAAGCACUCACAUAAGAAAACAAGAAAUCACAAGAGAUGUCAUCACCACAAAAAGAACAAACUCGAUACUUACAAAAAGAAGAAAAGACAUCAUCACAAAAGAAGACACAGAAAGAAUAGCCACAAGAAGCAUCACCAUAAAAAAUCAAGACAUCACAAGAAGAGACAUCAUCACAAGGGACUUCAUCAUAAGAAGAACAAAAUGGAGACUUAUCACGAGUAA
Molecule: messenger RNA, 612 nt
Organism: Naegleria fowleri
Lineage: Eukaryota; Heterolobosea; Eutetramitea; Acrasida; Naegleriidae
Exons: 2
Coding region: 1-612 (203 amino acids)
Source: RefSeq, a predicted model, not a curated record